AUGCACUGGCUGCCAGAUUCAAAGGCGAAUGUCGUGGAUCCCGUAUGGGGAAGGCUCAAUGCCUUACUUACGCUCGUCGACCUGGUGGGGCGCCGCGUAUUACAACACGCGCCUGCUGCCAAAUUUGGCUCCCAGUUUAAGCUGGGUGGGGCUCUACGUAGCCGCUGUCUGGCGCCCGAUACAUGA
Molecule: messenger RNA, 186 nt
Organism: Penicillium waksmanii
Lineage: Eukaryota; Fungi; Ascomycota; Eurotiomycetes; Eurotiales; Aspergillaceae
Exons: 2
Coding region: 1-186 (61 amino acids)
Source: RefSeq, a predicted model, not a curated record